This is a messenger RNA of Linum tenue, 3016 nucleotides long. NCBI's taxonomy places the organism in Eukaryota, Viridiplantae, Streptophyta, Magnoliopsida, Malpighiales, Linaceae. The record is from the annotation of a GenBank genome assembly.
GAAGACGAAGCCAAAUUGACAGAGCCUAAGCGGAGCUUCUCUAGAUACAUGCAUGCUAGUUUCUCGCUACCUUCACCAGUUACGGCUCUGCGCAAAAUCCCACGUCCCGUCAUCUCCUAAGACACUCCACUCUCAGAUCAUCAAGCUCGGCCUCCAUGGCUGCGAUCUCCUGGCCAAUACCUUGGUUGAUACCUACGGGAAAUGCGGCCUUAUUCAUGACGCCCACAACCUGUUCGAGGAAAUGCCCCAGAGAGACCACGUCUCCUGGGCAUCCAUCCUCACCGCAUACAAUCAGGCCGAUCUCCCCGCUGAAGCUCUCUCCGUUUUCCCAUCCAUGCUUUCUCGCGACGGGUUGCUGCCUGACCAUUUCGUGUACGCUACUCUUGUUAAAUCAUGUGCCGGCUUGUGUGCGAUAAGGCAGGGGAAGCAGGUCCACGCUCAGUUCGUUGUAUCGUCGUAUAACCGUGACGACGUUGUUAAGUCUUCGUUGGUUGAUAUGUAUGCAAAAUGUGGGUUACCCUUUGCGGCUCGUGCUGUGUUUGAUUCGAUUAUGGUGAAGUCCUCAAUCUCGUGGACUUCGGUUAUAUCAGGUUAUGCUAGGAGUGGGUUAAAGUCGGAGGCUAUGGAGCUGUUGUUGAAGACGCCUUUUAGGAAUCUGUAUUCUUGGACUGCAUUGAUAUCUGGAUUAGUGCAAAGUGGGUUUGCAACCGAUGCUUCUCACUUGUUUAUUGAAAUGAGGAGGGAUGGAAUUGAGAUAGUGGACCCAUUAGUUGUUUCCACUAUCGUUGCUGCUUGUGCUAGUGUAGCUUGUCUAGAGUUUGGGAAGCAAGUCCAUGGUUUGGCUGUGGCACUAGGGUAUGAAUCUAGCUUGUUUAUAGGUAAUGCAUUGGUUGAUAUGUAUGCUAAAUGUAGCGACCUUUUGUCUGCCAGGACAAUUUUCUAUGCUCUGGUUUGGAGGGAUGUUGUUUCUUGGACUUCUUUAAUAGUUGGGGAGGCGCAGCAUGGAAAAGCAAUGAAAGCAUUGGAAUUGUAUGAUCAGAUGGUUCUUUCAGGAGUUAAGCCAAACGAGGUGACCUUUGUUGGAUUGAUUUAUUCUUGCAGUCAUGCUGGGUUGGUUGCGAAAGGGAGACAACUUUUCGAAUCCAUGUCUGAGAAUUAUGGGAUUACUCCAUCUUUGCAGCAUUUUACAUGCUUGUUGGACCUCUUCAGUCGGUCUGGACACCUUGAAGAAGCAGAGAAUCUUAUCAGUACGAUGCCAUUUGAGCCUGAUGAGCCCACAUGGGCAGCUUUACUGAGUGCAUGCAAGAAACAUGGGAACAAACAAGUGGGAGUUAGAAUUGCCGAUCGUCUGCUCAGCUUAAACCCACAAGAUCCUUCGACAUAUAUCCUAUUGUCAAAUGUCUACGCAAGUGCUGGAAUGUGGGAAAGUGUGUCAACCGUGCGGAAAUUGAUGACGAGUUUGGAGGUGAAAAAGGAACCUGGUUAUAGUUGCAUUAGCAUGGGGAAAGAAAGGCAAGUGUUUUAUGCUGGGGAGACUUGUGAUCCUGAUAUCAAAGGUGAGAUACUUCAUUUGCUGAAGGAACUUGACAAAGAGAUGAGAAGGAGAGGCUAUGUUCCAGAUACUAGCUGCGUUCUAGUAGACAUGGAAGAGCAAGAGAAAGAAAAGCAGCUAUUUUGGCACAGUGAGAGGGUAGCCGUGGCUUAUGGAUUGCUCAAAGGUGUCCCAGGGACGGUGAUAAGGAUUGUGAAGAAUCUUCGUGUGUGUGGGGAUUGCCAUGAUGUUCUAAAACAUAUUAGCAGUAUUGUAAGGAGAGACAUUAUUGUGCGAGAUGCCACCCGGUAUCAUCAUUUUGCUAACGGAAGAUGUUCCUGCAAUGAUUUCUGGUGAUCAGCAUCCUUAUGGUCUCAUCUCUCUCACCUAUCGUCUCCAACAAUCUGAUGUUCUCUGCCUUGAGUGCUUCAAACUCCAACACUACCCUUGCAAUCUGAGCCUCGAUGGCUUCAUCGCUCAACUCGAAGGCGCUCUCCACCACCCUCACCACUCUCCACAAGCUCACCACCACCAUCAACCCUCCUUCCUUCAUAUCCAGCAGCCCUUCCAGAACCAAAGCUCCCACCACCACCACACCAUCAACAACAUACCCUGGCCUGCUAAAGAAAGCUUUGGGUCCAAGUGCCACAGCUAGAGCAAUUAGCUUCGCACAGAGCAGGCUCAGGAUCCCAAUCUCAACCCAGUGGAACCAGUCCGCGGCCAAUGAUCUCCCGUCACCUCGAUUAUGACAUUUGAGCAUCGAGGAGGACAGGUCGAGAAUAGUCAAGGUGAUGUCAAGGAUCAGCAGAAUGAUUACAGUGACUCGAAGGGGCAUCGAUUCCAGGAAGCUUGCUAGUUUCCUUCUCCAUGGUGGAGUCGUAUUCGACAAGCGCCGCUGCUCUUGAUCAGCUCCGAAAAACGGGUUCCAAUAUCUCUGCCGUGUGGUCCAGUGCUUGACGAUGUUCUGUAUAGAGAGUUGUAUGGAAUCAAGGGAGAUGCUGGAGCUGGUGUAGGCAGGAAGGCGAUGCUCGGUAAUUCGCAUGCUGAUGCUUGUGGAACUCUCAGGUACAGCAUGGUUCAUUGCAGUUUCUUCUUUAGGCUGUUGGGGGGAACUACCCAUGUUGAAGUAAUCGUCCAUGGAGCUCAAAUCCAGAACUUAUUUAAGGACUCUGAGGAGGGAAGCAAAGGCAAGUUGUGGGAAAUGAAUGAUGGCUAGGAGGAAAGUUCAUAGGAGUUGGUUUUGAAGGCACGUGAUAUUGCAAGCAACUGUCUUGGAUUUUGGAGGAGAUUGAUGAAAGCUUCACGUAUUUGAGUAACUUGUGCGUUUCUUCAAGCUUUCCCAAUCUAACCAACCAAAAUUUUGAAACAGGUAUUUCAUUCACUUUUAUAUGGUUAAUUUUGCUCGCGAUUUCUUGUUCCCUUACAUUUAGCAUCAGACAUUCGAAGUAUAAAUGAUUGUACUUCGAGAUAGUAUUUAUUUCAGAC